Molecule: messenger RNA, 1728 nt
Organism: Gilbertella persicaria
Lineage: Eukaryota; Fungi; Mucoromycota; Mucoromycetes; Mucorales; Choanephoraceae
Exons: 4
Coding region: 29-1660 (543 amino acids)
Molecular function (GO): N,N-dimethylaniline monooxygenase activity; NADP binding; flavin adenine dinucleotide binding
Source: RefSeq, a predicted model, not a curated record
GUCGUUUUUCUUUUUUCUUCCUUUCUGUAUGUCUGAACAAGCAUUAAAAGCAGGAUUUCAAGUGCUUGAUCUUGAAGAAAUUGACCGCAUUGCCUUGAAUGAAGCAAAAGAAGCGCUUGAAAGCCCUUAUAAAUUUAAAAAACAAAUUAAGCAUGUAGCAGUGAUUGGCACAGGUCCUUCAGGUUUGCCUUCUGCAAGACAUUUAAAGGAAGCAGGAUUUUGUGUCCGUGUGUUUGAAAGGAAUUCUUCUGUGGGUGGCGUAUGGGUGUAUUCAGAAAGCAUGGUUCCCAAGCCUAAAAUGCCAACUUCGCGUAUCACACGUGAUGUUGAACACAAAGCAUGGGAGGUCAAAGAAGGAGAACCACAAAAACAACUGUAUGAAAUGACACCUGAAAUCAAAAAUUUAAUGCUAAGAAAAUGUCCUCCUUCAGCUUGUUAUCGAGACCUUUACAAUAACAUAUCGACCUCUCUUUUUGCUUAUCCUGAUUUCCCGUUCCCAGAGAACACACCCGACUGGUGUCCUCAUCAAGUUACACAAGCUUACUUUGAGUCGUAUGCUCAUCAUUACGAUUUAAUGCCAUUGAUUGAGUUUGAUACCAGUGUUGAUCUGGUUACCAAACAGCAAGAUAGGUGGGAAUUAACACUUUCAAAAUACGAUGUGUAUACAAGUGGUAUUGUUCGUGAAACACGAUGGAAAGAAUCGUUUGAUGCUGUUGUUAUUGCUACAGGUCCUCAUCAAGACCCUUACGUGCCUGAUUUUAAAGACUUUAUUGCAUACAACAAAAUGCAUCCUGAUCGAUCCAUGCAUUCCAUACAAUAUAGACGCCCUGAAGAUUUCGUGGGCAAACAUGUGCUUUUGAUAGGUGGUAGUAUAUCUGCAGUGGAUAUUGCUAGAUCUUUGGAGGGUUUCUCGACAACGACUACCAUGGCUAUCAAAGGACCCUUUGAAUCCCCUUUUCCCAUCUACAAUAUUGUGCGCAGUACAAUUCCUCGUUCUGUCAGCAUCAAGCCUAAUGUAGCAACCUUCUCGAACGAAAAAGGCGAGAUCGACGGGACAAUUCUGUUUGAAGACGAUACUGUGUUAGAUGAUGUAGACCAAGUGAUCUUUUGUACAGGUUUCAAUACACGUCUUCAAUUCUUAGAUGGAUUGGUGAUCCCAAAAGACGCUGAACAAGUGGCUAUUGUGCCUCCUCGACCUCUGUAUGAUGAUGUGCCUGAAAGUCAUGUUGUGCUUGGUCCUAAAUUUCCUCUGAAUGUCUAUCGUGAAGUGUUCUUGAUGUCGGAUCCUACCUUAGCGUUUGUAGGACUGCCUCCGAUCACGAGUCUACCUUCACACUUUGAUACACAAGCGAUCAGUGUGGCUCGUGUCUGGUCUGGCCAAGCUCUUUUGCCGACGACAGAACAUAUGCAGCAGUUUGCUUCUGACUUCAAUCCCGGUAUUAGUUUACAAGAGAUAUUUAACGCAGAUCGAAAGCGAAGACAGCCGUUUCUUACUUGGUUAAAUUAUCAUGCUGAAAAGAUCCAUCCAGAGCUACCCACAUUGGAGAACUAUCCAGCUGAUCAUGAAGAAAGAGGCAAUCGUGCUAUUGAUCAGUGGAUUGCAUUCUCAAAUGAAACUUUCAAAAAGACAAGAGAACGUAUUUCUAAGCAUCAAUUGUAAAAUAAGUCUAUUAUAAAUAAAUAAAAAAAAGCCUAUUUUCAUUGUCUAGUAUAGGAUCAAAAGUAAAA